AUGCCGCGUUUGCCCUCCGCGCGGGCGGCGAGAGCGAGAGACACGUGUGGGGGGCAGAAGCGUCAUUGCGCGUGCUCCAGCCGUCGCCGUGCUCGCUGGUGUAUUUAUACGGCCGGUGCGGGGGUGGGGGUGCGGUGCAGAGGCGCAGGAGCGACGGCGAGCGCGCCGCCGUUGGGUUCGGGGAGUGGUGGUGUGCGGGAGGUAGGGUGGGAUGAUGAACGGAGGAGGGGGGGGGGAGGGGGAGGGGGAGGGAGGGUGCCGACGUGGAGGGAGCGGGAGAACAACCGGCGGCGGGAGCGGCGGCGGAGGGCGAUCGCGGCGAAGAUCUACGCGGGGCUGCGGGCCUACGGCAACUACGUCCUCCCCAAGCACUGCGACAACAACGAGGUGCUCAAGGCGCUCUGCAACGAGGCCGGCUGGACCGUCGAGCCCGACGGCACCACCUACCGCAAGGGAUGCAAGCCGCCGCCGGCAGAGCUGGCUGAUCAGCUCGGCCGGUCGACGUCGGCGAGCCCGUGCUCGUCGUACCAGCCGAGCCCGCGGGGGACGUCCUCCUUCCCCAGCUCCGGCUCCUCCUCUCAGAUCACGCUUGGCGGCGGCGGCGGCGUCUUCGGCGGCUGCGGCGAGGGGAGCAGCCUCAUCCCGUGGCUCAAGACCCUCUCCACCGGCGCCGGCGCCUCGUCGUCCAAGUUCCCGGCCCACUACUCCUACUUCGGCGGCGGCUCCAUCAGCGCGCCGGUGACGCCGCCCUCGGGCUCUCCGCCGCGCACGCCCCGCCUCAAGACGGCGGCCUGGGAGUACCACCACCCCGGCAGCGCGGUGCCGCCGUGGGCCGCCGGCUCGAGCUACACCUACGCCUCCCUGCCCAACUCCACCCCGCCGAGCCCCCGCCGCAAGGUCGCCGCCGGCAACGACCCGGCGGCGUGGCUGGCCGGGUUCCAGAUAUCCUCCGCCGGGCCGUCCUCUCCGACGUACAGCCUCAUGGCUCCCCCCAACCCGUUCGGCGCCGCCGGCUCCUCGAGGGCGAUGGGCACGCCGGGGCAGAGCGGGACGUGCUCGCCGGUCGCCGGCGGCGCGCCGGCCUUCCACGGCGACGUCCAGAUGAUCGACGGGGAGCGGCGCGAGUUCGCGUUCGGCGGCGAGGGCGUCGGCGGCGGCGGCGGCGACAAGCUGACCGCCGGGCUGGUGAAGGCGUGGGAGGGGGAGCGCAUCCACGAGGAGUGCGGCUCCGACGAUCUCGAGCUCACCCUCGGGAGCUCCAUGACUCGCGCCGAUCGUUAGCUGAUCAUCUCACCAUCAUCAUCAAGAAGAAGACGAAGACAUCAAGAAAUGGAUCGCGCGAGAUGAUCCAAGAAAAGCUUUUGAGGAAUCUGAACUUGGUUUAAUUCAUGCAGUUCGUCGUUAAAUUUAGCUUCUUUUUUUUUAAAAAAAACUUUUUUUUGCCUUCUUAUUCUAUAAUUUUCUGUUAUUAGAAGACAAUGGAAAGGAAAACAUGGCAAGGGGAGGGAAUUAGAGUGUUCAUGAUUAAUGGAUUUUCAGACAGUUGGGAGUAGAAUUCAGAGAAUAAUUUAGUACAUUAUGCUGCCAGGCUUCUGCUGAUCCAUGCUGAUUGUGAUUGAUGCCGUAUGUGCUCUGUGUUUCUGAUUGAUGAUCAAUUGCUCUUGAUCCUGCAGUUCAAUUCCAUAGCUGAU
This is a messenger RNA of Oryza brachyantha (malo sina), 1691 nucleotides long. RefSeq names its product protein BZR1 homolog 4. Lineage: Eukaryota; Viridiplantae; Streptophyta; Magnoliopsida; Poales; Poaceae. Gene Ontology annotation, molecular function: DNA-binding transcription factor activity. The coding region runs from base 1 to 1281 and encodes 426 amino acids. The record is from RefSeq and is a predicted model, not a curated record. The transcript is spliced from 2 exons. Gene Ontology annotation, biological process: brassinosteroid mediated signaling pathway; DNA-templated transcription.